AUGGUUUACGAAAUAAAUGUAAAAAAUAAACAUGAAUCUGCACCUGAAUCCGAUAAUGGGAAAGAGAGAUCGAAAGAUUCGGCGUUAAAUUCCGAUAAAUCUUCAAAUGAUCAAAAAGUUACAAGUGAAAUUGAGAAUCAAAUUGUUAAUCGGAAGGAUAAUACCAACUCUGACGGUUCAACUUUGUCCGAAAAUGAUAUUGGCGAAAAUAAUCAAGUUAAACAAAUUUCUUUAAAAGAAUCAGAUGGAAAGACUAAAAAUGUUGAAAUUCGUAAAGAUUUGAGAGAAUUUUCUGAUCGUGAUGAUUUAAACCGAUUCAAGCAUCCUCUUCUUCAGAGAUCUGAAGAAAACUGGAAAAGAAAUGAAAUUGUAGAUAAAAGAAAAUCUUUACCUGAUCAUGUUGGAAUGUUCCCAAUUGAACACAAAAAUGAAAGUAAAUCUCAAACUUCAAAUUAUGAGGAAAAUUUCCAUAACCAAUGGCACAAGUCCAAUUUGUUUAAUAAGGGAGGGUUGACAGAUUUUGACGACAAACGCAAAACUUAUACAAAUCUCAAAAAUUUGACAAGUUCUUACGGUUUUGAAAGGAGGUCAAUGAAGUCUGAUUUUGAUUCAAAGCCUGAUCAUGAUACAAGAAGUCAAGUGAAAUUACAUUCAAUAGAUGGAAAGUACAACGAUGCAUUUCCACCUUUAAAACGCGAUCAUAUUAAUGAACCAAGGAAUGAAUCUACUAAUUUUCAAAAUAAACAUAGACAGAAUACGUCUAUGUCUGACAGUACUCAUAGCGCAAAUACAUCUGAACCACUUACAGAUAAUAAUAAUCAAGAUCAGAAAUCAAAUCUUGGAUCGCAGUCCUCUAGCGGUUAUAUGAAUGCAUGGUUUCCUAAUGUAAUCAAUAGAUGGAUGCCUGUCGGUAAUAAGAAUGAAGAUGAAACUAAAUUUAUAUUCCAUGUUCAUCUUCCAGAAGAUAUUGACAAAAUUGGAAAACCUGUAAUUCUUGGUAAUAUAGAAGAACUAGGACUUUGGAAAAAACCUGUUGUAAAACUUCAUCAACCAUAUCCUCAAAAUCAAACAUAUUGGCAAUCCAACCCAGUUACUGUUCCCUUAUCCUCUCUUGUAAAUAAAGAAAUUCAAUACAAAUAUGCUAUUCAUGCAAAUAAAUCUAUAUUUAAUAGUAGAGAAGAAAAAAUUUUACACGAAGGAAAUGGUUCUAAAGAUAACCGCAUAUUGAAUAUUGAGAGAAAUGAUCAAUUUGAUAUAUGGAUAAACAAUGAUCAAUUACAUUUACACGAUAUACGUGACUUUGCUUUUGUGGAUUAUAUUUAUAAUUCUAUCAAAGCUAGCAACCUUAAGAAUAAAGUUAUGGAUUAUCAACAUAUUUUAUUUCUUCAUGAAGAAUUCACGAUCCGCGUUUCAAAUCUUCAUUUCAUUACCAAACACAUUGAUGAUAAUGAUAAUGUCAAACGACUUUUCUUAUGUCUUCUCUUAGGAUAUCAUACUUCAUGGAAACAUGGCUUACAACAAUUACCAAAUGAAUUUCCAUCAGAAUUAUUGCUUCAUGCACUUGAGGGAUAUAAACAAGAAAUUUUACCUUCAAACACUAAAGAUAGAAUGUAUAUGGCCAUUAUAACUUUAGUACAACAUAAUGCUUUUCAUAUGCGAUUUGAAUGGCUUAAUAUUUUUACAAUCGCUGCUGAAGUUGAUCCUCGUUAUGAUUUCAUUGAUUAUCUAAAUUUCUUAAAAUAUUCUAAUGAAAAUUUGUUAGCGAAUUUCAUUAAAGAGGUUAAAAUCAUCAAACCUUAUAUUAAACACAUUAAACUUGAAAAUUACGUUAAAAUUGCAAAGUGGUUAAUUCAAUUAUGUAAUACUAAUAGUAUGAAUUAUCUUUUUAAACUUUGGAAUGAUAUUCUUUUGCACAAUAAUGAACUUGAUAAAGCUAUCAUUAGACAUCUCAUUGUACGAGUUCGAGAAAUUAUAUCCCAUGAUGAUGCUGUUGCCUUAGAAUCUCAUUUUACAGAACUUCCAAAAGAUUGUCGACGUGAUUUUUCAGAAGUUUUUCAGUUUCGUAUUUUACUUUUACUUGAAAGUCCUAAUCGAAAAUGGACAAAGGAAGAUAUCACUGCUAUUGGAAAACUUCUUCAUAACGAAAGUUUAAAUUGGCGUAGAGACGAAGUUAUUCGAUCAUUAGAAUUAAUAUCUAAGUCUAAUGUUUUGGAAUUAUUGAAUAUAUUCCCAGAUCUUUUAGAUAAUUGGUUCCGCAAUGAUUUUUCUGAUAAAGAGAAGAGAAUACCAAAAAUUUGUAUAACUUGGUUUAAAAAUCUUUUAACCAAACUUGACAUGAACACAAGUACGAGCACAAACAGUAAAAAAUCUUCAAAUGAGAGCAACUUUGUUUUUUCAGUAUUUACGCAAUUAGAAUGCAUUUAUCCUUUACUUGGUCAACGAAAAAAUGUUUGGCAGAAUUUAACAGCAUUAGCUAUAGAAAGAAUCAGAGCAUGCUCGGAAUCUCGAAUAUUUGGCACAACGAAAUUUUUAUUUAAAAUAAAAGAACAGGAAAUCAAAAUAUUAUUUUUAGAUAUGAUAAAAGAUAUAAUUAAUAAUACUGUUCAACAAAUUAAUGAUCAAUUAAUUAUCACGAUAUUUACAAUAUGCGAUUGUAAAUUAGGUCGAACUUUGGAGGUUCCAAGCUCAACGGGCGAAGAAAUUUUAUUUCAUAUCAUGAAUAGAUUACAAAGUCAAUCACCCACAUCUAAUCCUUCUCAAUCUUAUUUAAAUAUUUUAAAAAAUGGUCAAUUCUGGAGCAUAAUAUUGCGCGCUACUGGGAAUGUUAAAAAACUUCAUUCAAAUUCAUGCGUACAACAUGUUAAAAUAACUAUCAACGAACUUGGUGUAUUAUUACGUGAAAAGACGAUUGAUGUAAAAUUAUUACAACAACUCUUUGAAUAUUCUGAUGAUAAAUUAUUUCAAAUCUUUGAUGCUGCUGUUUCUAAAAAGAAAUCUAUAGGUGAUGUGAUUAUCUCUCAAGAUGAAAUUGUGGAACUUAAAAAACUAUGCACAAAUUAUCAACUUCAACUUGAUAUACUUUACAAAUUUUAUACUGGAUUUUGUUCAAUUUCUCAAGUAACAGAUGUAAAUGAUUACAUUCAAGAUUUAAAACAACGUAUGCCAAAUUCGAAUAAAUUGAAUUUAAAACAAGUAUUAUCAUCAGAAUUUUGGACAUUUCAUGAAAAAACCUUGGAAAGCGCAAGAAAUUGUUAUAAAUUUCAUCAAUCUCAAACUUUUCGAAAUAUCUUUGAAUCUUGUAUUCAAGUAGAUGAUACUAUAACAAAAGUAGAAUACAUUUCACAAUAUUUAAUACCAAAUGCUUUAAAAAAAUUUGAUGAUAUUAGUAAACAAUUUAAGCAAUGGGAAAAACUUCAAAUUUCAGAUGCUGCUUUGUUUUGGAAAAAUGUUAAGAAUGUUAAUUCAGAACUUGAUUUAAUGGAAGGUUUUAAAGGAAAUAAAAACCAAAGACUUGUUCAAACUCUUGAUCAUCUUUCAAAAAUUCCUCAUUGGAUUGAACGACUUGGAGAAUUAAAAACUGUUGUAAAACUUUUUGAAGUACCACAUAAUAAUGAUGAUUGGUUAGCAAGAUCAAUUCGUACUUUAAAAGAUGAUUCCGUGAAACUUAGUCAAAUAAAUAGUUUUUUUAUCCAACUUGAUAAAAAUCUUUCAAAUGUUAAUCAAGAUUGUUGGAAAAUGAUAAAAGAGUUGUCAAAUGCAGAUGAUUUUAUAGGCUUUUUAAAAGAAAUUGCUGAACAUGAUAUUAAAAACUUGAUCAAUGGUGUGGAUGAUCUUUCGGAUGAAAGACUGAUACAAGAAGAUACCGUUUCGUCACUUAUUCAAGUCAAGCAAUUUUUAUUACCUCUUAUGAACAAGAAGAAUAAAAUGAAAGAUAUUGCUAGCUUUUUAGAUGCGCUAUCAAAUGUUGUUAAGAAGAAUUCCACUUUAGGGGAGAAGACUGCGUUAUGUAGUAGCAACAAUAUGGCAUUACGAAAUAUGUAUAAAAAUAUUUCAAAUCGUGGUGAAGUUACUAAAGAAAAAAUUAAGAAUGCUGUACUUAAUGGAACUUAUACUUUUGCACGUGAUGAAAAAGAGGAUGAAUGUUUUGUUACAUUAAAUUAUAUCUCUAAAACUAAUGUGAUGAUGUAUAAUAUAAAUGAAAUUUUGGAUUUACGUGGACGAGCACUUUUGAUCGCGAAACCAAACAUAAAUGAAAAUGAUAUAAUAAAUUUAAAGGAUGGGAAAAUAUCAAAGAAUAUUAUGGAUGAAUUUGUUGUUCAAGUUGAUAUUGUACAAGAAAUAAUCAAUGUAUUAUCCAUGUUAAUACAAAUGGGACAUUUUGAUUAUAGAAAUUUUGAAAAGAAAUUACGAGGAACCAAUAAAAUGAGGGAUUAUUUGAAAAUCUCAAAGGAUGAACUCAAAAAAUGGCAAAAUAUAGUUGAUCGUGCACAAGAACAAUGUUAUUAUUUAACAUUCUUCCCUUCUCGUCACAUUUUAGUAUUUUAUGAUUAUUAUACAUCAAAAAAAUUAGUUGAAGAAAAUGAAGAAGAAUGCAAAACAUUAAUUAGAUUUGUAAAUAGCAAAGCUAAAUUACCAUUCCAUAAGAAUAUUAAGGUAAAUUCGAGUGGAUCUAAAGAUUAUUUUAAAAUUCUUUGUGAAAUUGGAAAUGAGUUAGAAAGAAUUUUUAAGAAUAUUCCAAAACAAUUACGUAAAUUUAAAGCUAAUGGGCAACGUAUAAUGUUGGACAUAGUUAAAAAGGGUAAAUUAUCUAUUGCUGUUUGUAAUGACAAAACCAAAGUUCCGAACAUCAUUAUGUCAUUAUAUGCUAAUCAUGGAUAUUAUCCCGAACCGUGGCAAUUGUUGAUAUGUACUUCUUCGACCACUAUGGAGGAAUUAACAAUCUUCAUAAAAAGAAGUUUUUUUGCAUCAAAUAAUGGUUAUGAGAAUAAUUUAUUUUGUAUUGCAAAUUUAGAAUUAUUAGACUUUGAAUUACAAUAUGAUUUAGUUAAUCAAAUUAGAUCAAUGCAAGAUCAAAAGGAUUAUCUUUUAGCACUUAUUUGUUACAGAGAAGCUGGAACGCAUCAUCACAUUUUAGAUCAAUUCUCUUCAGAUGUUCAUGUAACUAAUGGCUUAAAUACCGAAGCUAUGGAAGGAAUUUAUAAAGAAUUGUGUCGAAAUUCUAUACGUGUUUCUUCUGACUUAUCUGGACAAGGUAAAACUGAAUGGAUUAAGGAGUAUAGUACCGGUAAAAGGAAAUUUCCACAUAGCUUUUUAAUAAGUGAUAAUAUGAAGUUUGCCAAACUUGUACGUCGAUUUAAAGAAUGUAAACUGCGACCUAUAGAAAGUUUACAUAUCAAUAUAGUAUCAGCUGAAUACCCUGAAGAUGUUAACAUGUUCUUAUUCGAGUUGUUAACUCUGGGUAUGGUUUCUACUAAUGUCGAUAUAGCAUGCCUACCUUCAUCAGAAAUACCUACACAUAUAUUUAUUGAAAUAGCCUCAACUGCUGAACAAUAUUUACUCAAAUCUCUUCCUAUGGCAGGAUAUUUAUUGUACAAUCAUUUAACUUGGGACAUUAAAAACUUGAGGAUUUCUCGAGAAAUUAAUAGUCCAAUUCAAAUUGUUUGUAAUUAUUUGAAUUUAUUGGAUCGUAAUGAAAUAGAUACAGAAGAGAUUUUUUUUCAUACAGGAAAAGCAAUUGAAGAGCCAUUAACAUUAGAACGCUGUCAAAAUCUUAUUGAGAAGUAUUUCUUCAACAAAGAUGUCAAAGAUAUUUCUUCAUUUAGAUUUGUCGAAACAUUUGUUAAUGUCCUUGCAGAUCAAUUAGUACGAUUAUCAAGAAGUCAAUUCUUCACUGUAGAUAAUCUUAGAUUAAUGGUAAAAGAAGAUAAUAUUAGAAACUUAAUACUAAGAACUUUAAUAGAUGUUUCUAAAGAUUUUGCAACUAGAUCUAUUAAAACUAAAGCUGUACAAUUAGAAUCUAUAUCUACAGAUGAUGGAAAUACUAGACUUGGUACAAUUGUACAAUGGGACGAUUCAAAUCAUCUUAUAGUAUUUUUCAAUUCUCAAUCUCCUGAUACAAUAUCAGCUUUAUAUCGGGACAGAACAAAAGUUCAUGACAAUGUCAAGACUUUAUUAAAAAGUCAGGUAAUUGGAGAUAAAACAAAAUGGGAAUUGGAUGAUUAUAAUUCGAUGUCCGCGGAUGCUCUUUUUGUAAAGUUAGAAUAUUUGACACGGAGAUCAACGAAAAAACUCAAUCUUCCUGAAUAUGCUUUAUCUGGUGAUAAUUUAAUAAAAAUGGCAUUAAUUCUUUUAAGAGCACGUGCGAAUAUUCCGGUCAUAGUUUGUGGUGAAGCAGGAUGUGGAAAGACAAGUUUAAUUGCUUAUUUAGCUUUGAUGGUUGAAGUUCAAUUCGAGGCUCUUAAUCUUCAUGCUGGAAUUGAUGAAAAAACUAUCAUGAAAUUCAUGAAUGAUGCAUUAAAAAAAGCGGCAAAAGGCGAAAUUUGGUUAUUCUUUGAUGAAAUCAAUACUUGUAAUCAUAUAGGUUUACUUGCUGAUUUAAUAUCUCAUCGAAUGCUUAAUGGUAAACUUAUUCAUCCAAAUAUUCGUUUAUUUUCCGCCUGCAAUCCUUACCGACUUCGCACAAAACCUCAAAGUGAUGUUGGAUUAAUUAAGAUCAAAAAAUAUGAAGAACAAAGUAAUCUUGUCUAUCAAGUCAAACCACUUCCAGAUCAAAUUUUGGAUUAUGUUUGGGAUUAUGGUAUUUUAACACCAAAUGAUGAAUAUAAAUAUAUUCAAAUUAUGGUUGAUAAAGAAUUAAAAAAAUUAGCUCAUCCCGUGUUCACCGAGCUCUUAUUUGCUUCUCAAAAGUUCAUAAGAAAAGUUGAGGAACCAUAUAGUGUGAGCUUACGUGAUGUUAAACGAGCCAUAACAUUAGUGAAAUUCUUUCAUAAUUCUCUUGAAAAUCGACCAGUUUACAAAAAAGGACAUAAAUAUCCACCAUCUGGAAAUCCAACCGUAUUGACUAGAUCUUACGUUUUAGCACUUAGUCUUUGUUAUCAUUCUCGGUUAUAUGAACAAGAAUUACGCAAACAAUAUCGUCAUGAAAUGGGAAAAAUAUUACAACGUCACAAAGCUUGUGUAGAAGAACAUAUGUUUGCUACAAUUAUUCGUGAAGAACAAGAAGAUUACAUCAAUAGAAUGCAAUGUCCACCUAAUACAGCACAUAAUGAAGCUUUAUUAGAAAAUGUUCUAGUGAUGAUUGUAUGCAUUUUGACACGCAUCCCCCUAUUCCUUAUAGGGGCACCCGGCUCUUCAAAAUCUUUAGCAAUUCGUCUCAUAAGCUCAAAUUUACGUGGAUCUGAUUCAAAUGAUAGAUAUUUUAGAAAAUUACCACAAAUUUACUUAAUUCCACAUCAGGGUUCUUCAUCUUCAACUUCUGAUGGUAUAAUAAAAGUUUUCGAUAAAGCAAAUAAAUAUCAAGAAACAACUUCUCAACAAUUUCCAGUUAUUAGUGUUGUUUUGCUUGAUGAAGUCGGUUUGGCUGAAACAAGUCCUUUCAAUCCGCUAAAAGUACUUCAUUCUUUGCUUGAACCAAGUUAUCCGGCCACAGGACCAACUGUUUCAGUAAUAGGAAUAUCUAACUGGCGUUUAGAUAAUAGUAAAAGUAGUCGCGCAUUACUUGUUCAAAGGCCACAAUUUGAUUUGGAUGAUUUGGUUGAUACCGCUGAACGUUUAUUAAACACAAAAGUUAUUGGACCUGGUCAAAGAGGUGCUUUAGAACCUUUAGCUAAAGCAUACUCGGAUUAUGAAAAAUACGGUCAAGCUCUACCUAACUUUCAUGGUCUUCGUGAUUAUUACGCGUUGGUUAAACGACUUUCAUUAGACGAAAUGACUCCAGAGAAUAUUCAAAUGGCAAUAGCCCGUAAUUUUGGAGGAACAGAAAAUAUUUCCAAAUUAUACGAAAAGUACUUUGGAGAUGUUCUUAAAAUGUUUAAUAAUCAUAAUCCGUGGUUCUAUAAACCAAUUCCUAUUGAGCAAUUAAUCGAUUCAAAUUUAGAUGAUUCUGAUGCACGUCAUUUAAUGGUAAUUGGUAAAAGUGAUUCAGUCGUAAAUUUAUUAACUUAUCAGUUAAGAAGAAGAAAGUUAGACCCUGUUAUAAUUUUGGGAUCACAAUUUCCUGAUGACCGGGAGGAUUAUUCUUACAGUGUUUUGAGAAGAAUUAUGAUGUGUGUCGAAGAGGGCAGACCAUUGAUCUUAACAGAUUUGGAAAUUAUUUAUGGGAGUCUUUACGAUUUAUGGAAUCAAAAUUAUAUCGUGGUGGGAAAUAAGGAAAAUGUUAAAUAUUUUACGAGAGUUGCACUUGGAGCAUAUGCUAAUCCUAUGCUUUAUGUUUCUCCCAAUUUUAAAUGCAUUCUUGUUAUGGAUGAGAAGAAAUUGAAUAAAGCUGAUCCUCCACUUCUUAACCGAUUCGAAAAACAAAAAAUGUCGAUUAAUGAUACGCUUAAUAAUAGGCAAAAGUUACUCGUAAAAAAUUUAAGCGAUUGGGCAAGAAAAAUAUCAACUUUGGUUGGAGAUAAUUCAGUAACUCCACUACGUAAUAGAUUCACCCAAAAAGAUUUAUUCAUUGGAUUUGAUCAAGAUGAAACCUUACAUAGCUUAAUCAUUGAUAUUACAAAGAACAACCCUGAAGCCGAAGAUGAUAAAAUUUUAGAAAAAUGCAAGGAAUGUAUAAUUGCAACAGCAUCUUCUGAUGGAAUUGUGAGAGCUGAACGAUCAGCUUUAGAACGAGAUGAAAUUGAUCAAUGGAAAUCUGUUUAUUUUAAUCAACAGCAUCACGAUAGUCUUUACGAUUAUUUUGCUAAUCAAGAAAAAUCGUUGACAGAUCCCAGCGGACAUCUAGUGAUUGUUAACACGUUCUCUAAUAUUAAUACAGACAUUAAGGCUUGUUUACAAGUACUUGUAAGUUGUCAAGUAGAUAAGUUGUCGACUUUCAAAACUGAAGCUCAACUUUCAAAUCGGAUAAAACAUUUCUGGUUAGAAUCAACUGACCAUUUGUUAAUUCUCCAAUGUGAUGUAACUACCGUCAAUGCUGGAUGUAUUAAGUUAGCUAAAUUCAUUAUUGAACAAUUCCGAAAUGAAUUUAUAACAAAGAAAAACAAAACGGAACAGAUGAAGCAUGCGUGUAUCAUCCUUCAUAUUCAUCGAGAUCGGGAGGCCACUCUAACUUCUUUUAAUUUCAUUUGUGGCUGGAAGCAAAUGACAAUUGAAACAUUAUCAGGAAGUGACAUUCCUACAUCAAGCCUCUUAGAUGGAUCGUUUUCUCAUAUUGUCAAUUCUGUUUAUCCAUUCGAAAAAAUUUUAUUACAAGAACUGUUAUGGUGCUUAUUAUGUAUGAAAUAUCCAUCGAAUAAUAAAUCAGUUAAUCAUAUAAAGAUGUUAAGCGAAAAAAUACUAGAAUAUCCAAAAUUUGUUGAAUGUUUGAAAAAAAGAGUUCUUGAAUGGAUCGAAGAAAAAUCUACAAUUAAUUGGCAAUAUAAGGUCGCAUCAAAUAAACAAAAUUUAUAUCCAUACACUUCAUUUUCUGCGGCAUUACAGGCUUAUAUUAGAACACUAGUUAGGAAACCUAUAGCUCAAAUUUUAUGUGUUUUAGAAAGGUUAUCAGCGAUAAAAACAUUUUUUUAUAUUAAUGAUCGAAUAACUUCAAAAGAAAAUUAUGAGGAAUUACUCAAGUUUUGGCAAAAAAUUUAUAUGGAUAAAAAAAUUAUUAAAAUUGAAGAAUUACAGGAUCCAAAACCCGAUGGUUAUAGUAUGUCAGAAAUAGGAAGUUUUUAUGACCUUGAAUUCCCCUUUUCACUUUAUUUUAUGAAACAAAUUGAUAAUUUUAAAAGAUAUUAUGAAGAAGAAUUAGAAUUUUUACGAGAGGAUGAUGAUCGUAUUGAUAAAGCAACUAAUGAACUAUACAAUCACGUGAUCGAAGAUCAUUUGGAAGAUUUUAAAAAUAAUAUCCUAACCUCAAUUCCGCAAUUGAAAGAUUCUCCUCUUGAAUGGGCUCCUGAGUUGUAUUUCAAUGACUUUAUUACCGUUAUCACAACAACAAAUAAUGAACACAAGAAUACAAAAUUAUUGGCGUCAAUUUUGAAAUUACUCAUUGGUGUUGAUAAAGUGAAUCAACCCAUUUUCCUUCACAUUUAUUGGUGGAAAAAUGCUAAUGAAAUUUUGUCUCUAUUGCAAUUAGCUCAAAUGUUCCCACAAAUAAUUAAAGACAUCGAAAUUCAGGGUAGAUCCAUUGCUAAAGAAAAUUUGGAAUACCAUCUCGUUAAAGAAGUAACAAGAUUAAUGUUGUUGCAAAUUUGUCGAGAUUUUAAAGGCGCAGUAAAUAUCUUGAUCGAUAGAUGGCAACAUGACGUCACAAAAGUAUUGUCACUUGCUAGUAAAAUUACGCGAGCAAAGAAUUUACCAGAAUUACAAUUGUUACAUAUUAUAAACGAUUUGGUUGGAACGAUGACUAUUCCUUUAGAUAGUAUUAGAGAAAUUGUUCAACUUGGAUUAAAUUCGGACGAACAAGAUGUUCUCUCUAGUAAAUUUGUCAGCAUUGCCUUCGAUAAAUUUAAUAAUAAUAAUAAGAAAUAUUUAAUUCCAAGAAGAUCAUUUAUCAUGAGAUGUCUCGCAUCGAUUCCGGUUAAAUCAGAUGUCCGAAUAAGCCUUUAUGAGAAAAUAUUCUCGAAUGAACCUUUUCCAUUGAUGGGACCAAUCAUUGAAAAGAUCUUUCUUAAAGAAGACAUGGAAAAUAAGAAUAUAUUCUUUACAAUAAUUAUAAAUGUCAAAAAAGCUUUAAGUCAAUCUGUUCGGUUAAAUAUUAUUAAUAAUUGUUUAACAGAUUUAGAUACGAACAUGGCUACUUUAUGUUGUGAUGUCAUUGAACAAACAUUCUUUAUGAAUGAAGAGUUGGAAAGGUUAGCGACACUUUUUGUACCGGCUCUUAAAGCUUUAUGUAGAAAAGAAACGCCAGAAUUGCAAAAAAUAACUUCGAUUGCUUUUCUUAAAGAAUUUGUUCGUCAAUUUUGGGACAAUUUCCUUCAAGAAGAUAAAAAUAGUCCUAUUGCAUAUAACAAAAUGGAGGAAGAAAAUUUUGAUAGUAGUGAAUUAAUUAAUCAAAUUAAUAAUAAUAUGAAGUUCGAUCAUCCUUUAAUUUUUUCACUCAAAAUUUACUUUUUAAGAGAUUUACGUCAAAGGGAUUUUUCAAUUAAUGAUAUCGGACAAUUUUGCAAAGUUCAGAAAAAUCUCUUACCAUGGCUUGAAACUUUAAAUUUGGAAAAUAAUAAAGAAAGUCGUUUGUCUUUUAAUCCAUACUGUAAUUUACCUGAAUAUAAUGAAGCAGAAAAUAGCUUAAUGGCUUUCUAUAGUAUGGGCAAUAAGGGACCUUUUCAAAAAUUCAUGAGAAACAUAAAGCAAAAAGCGACUUUAACAGCAAAAUUGUCUUUAAUGGGUCUCAUCUUUGUACGUCUUCAUGCUUCUAGAGCUUCAAGAGAAUGGCAGCAUUCAGAAGUGCAAAUAGCCGAUUUCUUGACCAAAGAACUUGCUGGAAUGAACAAUCUAAAUUUACCAUUUAAAACAAUUGCAACAAAAAUCUUGUCGAACCAACAACCUAUACUUCAAAUUAAGCCGAAAAUUUGUAAUACCGAUUUGUUUAUAAAAACCGUCAUUACACAUAUUAUCGCACUUCAUGCAUCAGUUGAACCGAGUUCAUCUCAACUAGCGAUGUAUUUACACAAGUUAGAAGGUUGUCAGAACUUAUUUAUUUUAACAUGUAUUUCCGAUAUGGAAUCAGUAUUAUUAAAUGCAGUUAAUGAACAAGUUACAAGAUAUGUCUGUAAAUGUGGAUUCAAAUAUUUCGUUGGAAAUUGUGGUAAUGUUGUUGAAGUUAGUAAAUGUCUAAAAUGUAGAAAUACAAUUGGUGGGCCAAGUUAUGGUCAACCAGCAGCAGGAAAUACUAGACUUGAUGCUUCCCCAGUUACUCGAGUAACGGUAAAUGAUCAAACAGGAUAUAUUGGAGAACCAGUUGAUAAAAAUCCAUAUCAUACCGUCAGAUCUCUCACACCUAUAUCGUAUCGUAUAUUACAUUUAAUUAUUCAUGCUCUUAUUGGAGCGUCUUCACCUCAACCUGCUCUUGCUUUCCUUCAAAAAAAUAAUGUAGUCGCUACAGAUGCUGAAAAAUAUUGUAUGGAUCACAUCCGAAAUGACUGGAGCGUUCUCAAGGAUCUUCUUAAUUGUUCAGAUGAGAAUUUGGCGUUAAUAUUCCAUUCACUAAUUUCUUUAAUGAUGGAAAAACCUCCAUUGCCGAAUCAACAAAUAAAAACAUCAGCAGAACGCGAAAAUUGGGAAACAGAAUUUAGUAGAAAUUAUAUUUUACCACAAAUUAAAAACAUAACUGAAACAGUAGUUAAUUAUCGUAUGAAAUUAAGCGAAGUUUUGAAGAUUAAUUUAAUUGAAAGUGAAAUCAAUCAAACUUCAGUCAUGGAUAAACAAUAUCGAAGUGAGAAUUUACCAAGUUUAUGGAGGACGAUCGGAAUGAAUAAUUUCGAUAGUUUUCGUGCUUAUUAUAUGAGUGAUUUGACAAGAGCGAAAAAUUAUCCACUCCUCGCAAUAUUUUUCAAAUAUUUUGAACAAUUAAGAUUAAUUAAAUAUCUUUUGCCUAUCGUAAAAUUUGUUCAAAUCUUGAAUUCCAAACUUGGAUAUCAGUUAACAAGACAAAUGGCAGGUGAAAUGACUUUCAGACAAUUUAUAGAAAAAGAAUCCAAUGAAGAAAGUUCUAAUAGUUUAAAAACCGCUUUUAAUGACUUUAAACUUGGGUGGGAUACGGUAAUACCUUUCAUAAAAAGAUAUCAAUGUCAUGAACUUCCCAAUGAUAAACCAAUCAUGAGCUAUAACCUUCCAGUUGUUUUUGGCUUAAUUGAACCAAAAGAUGCAGGAAUUUUCUUAUGCGCAAUAUUAGAAUAUUUAGUUAACUUGCAAAAUAAUUUCUUAAAAGAAGUUAUAACAAUCCCACCUGGAACAUGUAGAACUCUCAUUUUUCUAGAUGAACAAUCUGUUUUGUUAACUUCAAAAGCAGAACCAGUUAUACCUAAUGGAUAUUGUCUUCAAUCUAUGUAUCUUGAUCAUGCUCGUUUCGGAAAUAUCAUAAAUUUUGAUUGGAAUGAAGAAAUUCUUGUAUAUAGUCAAAGAAAUUUAGCGAUUGCAAGAGGAAAUGAUAUAGUUUAUGACUUGACAAAAAUUGAAGCGGAAUUGGCAAAUAUUUUAGUUUUCGAAAAGGUUCAUAUAGAUACUCAACCAGAAUCUCAAUUAUAUCUAGAACCUUACCCAUAUCACAUGGAAUUAUUUCAAGGGUGUAUGCGAAUUCUUAGUGACAUUAAGAAUUUAAUAACUCAAGAGCCAAUCUCUAAUGAAAAAUUGAGUUUAUUAGGGGCUGGAAAUUCAUUUAUGCUUCAUCCACAAUAUGCUUCAGAAUCAAUUUUUGAUAACGCUUCAGAAAUAUUAUCAUCAUUGGAAAUUCUUUUAUGUUUCAUCAAACGUACGGCAGUUGGAGAUGGAGAAAAAUCUAUUAAAGACUAUAUUUUACAGUGGAUCAAAUUGUCAUCACUAUAUGAAAAUGCAGGAUUCUCCAAGAUUUUAGAUAUAGAUUUACGACUUAAACAUUUGGUGUCUUUAUACGAACUCGUUGAGGAACAAGUUGCCAAUGUUAAAAUUAAAUAUAUUCACGACAAAUAUAAGAUUCCUCUAUCGGCAGAUAUGGAAGCCACAAUACUUCAAUCUGUAGAUUUUGAAAACCAAACAACUACAAUGGAAGGAAUUAUACCAGCAGAAGCGUUCGCUUUAGCUUUAAAACGAUUCAUGUUACGAUUUUUAACUUUAGAAAAUCAAAAAGAAAUGGAACCAUUAUAUGUUUAUUUACAGGAUAGUUCAUUAAAUCUCUGGCCGUCAACAAUUCCAGAGAAAUGUAUCAAUGAAUUAUUCCCAGAGAAUUUAUUGGUUGCUAAUACGUAUGAGGCUUAUGAAUUUACAAUGAACCGGAUUGAGCGAACGACAAAAAAACAGGCCAAUGUUGUCAGAAAUCUAACUAUCAAUUCAACUAUGAAUCCUAUGAAUCAACGAACGGGACCUACAAUUAACAGAGCUAUGCCAUCAAGAAAAUCCAGAAAGGAACAAUCUAAAUUUGAUGCGAUGUGA
Molecule: messenger RNA, 14262 nt
Organism: Rhizophagus irregularis DAOM 181602=DAOM 197198
Lineage: Eukaryota; Fungi; Glomeromycota; Glomeromycetes; Glomerales; Glomeraceae
Molecular function (GO): ATP hydrolysis activity; ubiquitin-protein transferase activity
Source: RefSeq, a predicted model, not a curated record